Chara braunii is the source of this 1705-nucleotide messenger RNA. Lineage: Eukaryota; Viridiplantae; Streptophyta; Charophyceae; Charales; Characeae. The record is from the annotation of a GenBank genome assembly.
UGCGGGUUUCUAAGAGUAGAAGUGCACCGCCCGUCUGUGCGGAGGACCGGAGGUUGUUGGAGAGUGCAGGCAGGGAAGGGAGCAACGCAGCAGCAGCAUCAACGAGGUUGUCAGGCGUGGACUUGGAGCAGUGUGAAAGUCAAGCAUGGGUGAUGUUCACGAGGAAGGCGAAGUUCAACUGGUGCCCAAGUUCGAGAGAAAGGGACGGGACAUUUUGCCAGGUGGUUGUGACGAGUGUUUGUGGAUCAAUUUACAUCCUUGUGAGCCAUGGCUCAUUUUCUCACCUCAUUACAAAUCACUUCUUCAAGUGUGGAACUAUGAAGAUGGGAAACAGGUUGCCUCCUGGGUAGUCCCUGAUGUGUACGGUGUUUGUGAAGCUGGAUUCAUCCCGCAAACAGAGUGGAUUGUGGUGAGGCGCGACAAAAUAUAUGAAGUGUAUGAAUGGCAAGGCUCAAACUUACGGCUUCUAACACAACUGCAAACAGAAACUGGUGACAGUUACACAUUGAUAAUGGCUGUCCAUCGGAGCCUCCCUUGCUUUUUGGCAGGUUUCCAGUACAAGGAGUUGUUUCUGUGGCACUGGAGCGGAAAAUGGGAGAAGACAAAGUUUGAAGGUCAUAAUGCAAAUGUAAGUGCAUUGGUGUUUCAUCCGACUGAGGCACAGAUCUUUGCAAGUGCCUCCUUUGAUAACAUCAUCAACAUAUGGGAUUUGGGGAAAAGGUCCAUUAUUAAAACCCUGCGUGAUGAUGGUGAAGGAGGUAUCUGUAGGAUGGGACUCUGCCGUGGAGGGGAGAAAUCACAUCUGAUCACAUCCCACGUGGGGGACCCAAAUGUACGGGUCUGGGACUACAGGCAGGGCACUUGCAUAGCACAAUGGAAGGCACACAACUAUGACUACAAUACCGCGUCCUUCUACCAUCCGCACUUGCCGUAUAUCUUUACUGCAGCAGCCGAUGGAAAGAUUCGAGUUUGGAGUGAGUCAAGCUACCAGCAGGUGUCCUCCUUUUCCUGUGAAUGCGUUGAAUGGGAUAAAUAUGGGAUUCUCAAUAUGAUCCCAAGUGGAAUUUCUAAUAAGCUCAUUCUCACAGGUCAGGGUGAAUUCCGUGUGGUAGAGGUGCAAGUGCGAGAGGAAGACAAGAAAGAGGAAGGGCAAAAGCAAAAGGAGUCGCCUUCAAGUUGUGCGAAAGAUCUCCAAGCUGCUUCUUCAUCAAUUAUGGUUGUUGUUGAUGAGCCAGCAGUGGUAUCAAGAAAGACAAUUGAAGAGCUUGAACAUAAGGUGUCCGUCAACAUCAAGCUGCAGUUUGAGGAGAAAAUUAAGGAAGUGGUAGCAAUGGUUGAGCAGAACUGCAAGAAGGCACUUGAGGGAGUGACGGUUGAGCAUCAGGCGAUAGAGAGAAUCCAAGGGGAGAGAGUGCAACAACUGGAAAAAGAGAUGCAAACAAUUAGAGAGACAUCCGAAAAGUCCAAACUAAGGAUUCAGGAGGUGGAGAGACAAGCGCAGAUUGUCCAACAGCUGGAGAAAGAGGUCCAAAUCAUUACAAGGAGAUUUGAAAACUCCAUAAUUCAGGAGGUGGAGAGAGCACUGGCAGAAGAGAAAAAACAUGCAGAUUUGGCUGAAAGGAUCCGCGAGCUGGAAAACAAAUUAGCGGAAGAGCAUUCUAAGUGAGAGGAUGGAUGUCUAUGCAUUCGGCGAUGAAUCGACAUC